GCGACAUGUUCCGCCUGCUGAGCACCCGCCCGGGCCGGGGCCUCCUGCGGGCGGUCGGACGGCGGUGGCGGGGCUGCUCCGCGGCGCGCCCGUUCCCGGAGGCGGCGGCGCUGCCGGUCCGAGGGCGAGUGGCGCGUGCGCGCGGCCGGGACCCGGGCCUGCUGCCGCUGCUGGCAGCGCUCGCCUGGUUCUCGAGGCCCGCCGCGACGGGAGAGGAGCGCCCGGCAGAGGGCGAGGACGCGGAGGACGCGGCGGACGCGGCGGAGGCGGAGAUCAUUCUGCUGCUGAAGCGAGCCAAGUUGAGCAUCAUGAAAGAUGAGCCAGAAGAGGCAGAGCAAUUUUUGCAUGAUGCUCUUCGUCUUGCCUAUCAGAGUGAUAACAAGAAGGCCAUCACGUACACUUACGAUUUGAUGGCCAAUUUAGCAUUUAUACGGGGUCAGCUUGAAAAUGCAGAAAAACUUUUCAAAGCAACAAUGAGUUAUUUGCUUGGAGGAGGUAUGCAACAGGAAGACAAUGCAAUAAUUGAAAUCUCUCUAAAGCUGGCCAGUAUAUAUGCUGCUCAGAACAGACAGGAGUUUGCCCUUGCUGGCUAUGAAUUCUGCGUUUUAACUCUAGAGAAAAAAAUUGAAAGAGAGAAGGAAGUGACAGAAGAUAUUUUGUCAGUGGAAGAGAAAAACAAUACCCACCUUCUCCUUGGCAUGUGCUUAGACGCCUAUGCUCGAUACCUUCUGUUCUCCAAGCAGCCUUCACAAGCACAGAAGAUGUAUGAAAAAGCCUUGAAGAUUUCUGAAGAAAUAUUGGGAGAAAGACACCCACAGACCAUUGUGCUGUUGAGUGACCUGGCUACCACUCUGGAUGCACAGGGCCGCUUUGAUGAAGCCUGUGCUUAUGUGCAAAAGGCAUCUGAUAUGGCGAGGCAAAUAGAACAUCCUGAGCUACACAUGGUGCUCAGUAAUCUAGCUGCAAUUCUGAUGCACAGAGAACGAUAUGCACAAGCUAAAGAGAUCUACCGGGAAGCACUGAGGCAAGCAGAGCUGAAACAAGAUGAGGCUUCUAUCCAGCACAUCAGAGAAGAGUUGGAUGAGCUGUCAAGAAAAAGUACUUCGACCUAAUUUAGUCAAAUUGUAAAUAUCUAUUUAUUGUAGUGAAUUUCCAGUAAUUGCUAUUAUUCUAGUC
Suncus etruscus (white-toothed pygmy shrew) is the source of this 1176-nucleotide messenger RNA. RefSeq names its product tetratricopeptide repeat domain 19 (gene TTC19). Gene Ontology annotation, cellular component: mitochondrial inner membrane. Gene Ontology annotation, biological process: mitochondrial respiratory chain complex III assembly. The record is from RefSeq and is a predicted model, not a curated record. NCBI's taxonomy places the organism in Eukaryota, Metazoa, Chordata, Mammalia, Eulipotyphla, Soricidae. Bases 6 to 1112 code for a protein of 368 amino acids. Gene Ontology annotation, molecular function: protein binding. The transcript is spliced from 10 exons.